Messenger RNA from Saccostrea cuccullata (small rock oyster), 1420 nucleotides. RefSeq names its product putative nuclease HARBI1. The coding region runs from base 233 to 1261 and encodes 342 amino acids. The transcript has 6 exons. The record is from RefSeq and is a predicted model, not a curated record. Lineage: Eukaryota; Metazoa; Mollusca; Bivalvia; Ostreida; Ostreidae.
GAUUUUACAGAAAAUCAGAGAUUUUCUGACCAAACUGUGCCACCAAAUAAAUAUUUUUCAAACUCACGCUAUUCCUUUGAGUUUUUUCUUAUAUCUUAUAUAUUUUCAAAAGCGCGUGCCACCAACGUUUUUUCCGACUCUGGUGAGAAAAAAAUCAGAGUUUUCUCUGAAAAUCUUGAGUUUGGUAAACAGUAACCUCACAUAAAAAACUCACGUGAAAUCACUCACCAAAAUGGCUGUCAGGAGGUGUUUACGACGCAGACGUCGCCGAAGAAAUUUGAUCAUAAGAAGACUGAAUGACCGAUCCAAUCCACUGGAAGCCCUUAACGAAGCUGAGGUGUUUGAUAGGUAUCGGUUUGUCCCGGAAACCAUCAUGUUUAUCGUUGGUCUAAUCCAAGACCAAUUGCUGUACAACAGCCAGCGAAACAACCCCCUUACUCCCCUGUAUCAGGUUUUGGUUGCCCUCCGGUUCUAUGCCACGGGGUCUUUUUAUCUAACCCUAGGGGACACUUUGUCUGUGUCGAAGAGUACGGCAGGGAGAGCAGUGCGCCGGGUGACUGACCUUAUCUGCACACAGGUCCGACGAUUCGUUCGACUGCCUGACAGGAAUGAAUCCAGCUGCAUUAAAUCUGCUUUCCAUAAAAUUGCAGGAUUCCCAAGUAUAAUUGGAUGCGUGGAUGGCACCAUGGUGAAAAUUAUUGCCCCAGCUGAAAAUGAAUCGGACUACCUAUGCCGUAAAGGUUACCAUGCCCUAAAUAUACAGAUGACAUGUGAUCCGCAAUUCAAAGUCCUUGAUGUUGUUGCAAAGUGGCCUGGAAGUGUCCAUGAUGCUCGAAUAUUUAGGGAAUCGAGCUUGUGCCGAAUAAUGGAAGAAGGACAGCUAGCAGGGAUUUUACUAGGAGAUUCAGGAUAUGGCCUGAAACCAUACCUAAUGACACCUUACAUGGCAGAGGAUGCCCCUGGGAACAGGAGAUUUAAUUUAGCACAUUGUAGAACAAGAGUAACAAUAGAGCAAACGUUUGGCAUCCUAAAAAAAAGAUUUCAUUCCCUCCACUGUGGCCUAAGAACCAAGCCAGAGAGGGCCUGUAGAAUUGUCACAGUCUGUGCCAUACUUCAUAACAUCGGCAUUGAGCGAAGAGACAUCCUUCAAGACAUUGAUGUUAUGAAUGAGAUGAAUGAGAGUGCUCUUGACAUUCAAGUGCCAGAUGACGCUGUUGGGCGCACUGUAAGGGACCACAUCCGAGAUAGUUACUUCUUAUGAAGAGGGCAUGUCUGAGGAGGUGGAAGGCUGGAUUGGCAAAAGAUCUAUUAAACAAACAUAACAGAUUAUAAGAGAUAUCAUAAUUUAAAAUUAGUUUUGAUUAUGUAAAUGCAGAAUGAACUUACAUUGCAUCUUUUUUCGUUUUUUUUUUAUGCCCUA